AUGGACAAGACUCCUCCACCAUAUGAGCAUGUCUCUCAGACUCCCGGGGAUAAAUUGAUGCCCGAAGGCUCUCAUGAAUCACAUCAGCACUUAUUGCCGCCGUCUGCGUCACCUAAUUUGAUGCCCUCAAAAGCUGACAGCACGAGCUUUGACGACUUCCGUCGUUUAUCUCCAAUUCCAUCACCUUGCCCAUCGCCAGUCCCCCUAAGACAAUUCUCACAUAAUGCGACCGAUUUACCAACCGAAGCUCCACCGUCGAAGUGGAAACAGUUUUGGAUUAAGAACAAACCUGCUGCUUAUGUCGCCCUGUCCCAAUUCUUCGGAGCUCUGAUGAACCUAAGCGCUCGCUUGGUCGAGCUCGAAGGCGAUGGCAUGCAUCCUGUCCAGGCUUUACUCAUGAGACAUUCGAUAACUGCGCUUUGCUGUACAACUUAUAUGUGGUGGAACAAGACGCCAGAUUUCCCAUUUGGCAAGAAGGAAAUUCGAUGGCUGCUGUGGUUGCGCGGAGCAUGUGGUUUCUGGGGUAUUUAUGGCGUUUGGUAUUCGAUGAUGUAUAUCCCUCUCGCUGAUGCCACUGUUAUUACCUUCCUUGCGCCAGGUGUUGCUGGCUUAAUCUGCUGGUUCGCUCUUCGUGAGCCCUUCACUCGAAUUGAACAGCUCGCGACGUUUGUUGCUCUUCUCGGUGUUGUGCUGAUUGCUCGACCUACCACUUUGUUCUCCCACUCUGACAAUGAUGAUACUUCGACGACUGAACCACCAGAGUCAGGAGGCAUACCCGGCGCUGACCACGAAGCCACUCCCGAGGAACGUUUGAUAGCCGUGGCCGUGGCUUUGUUAGGUGUUUUUGGCGCAGCGGGCGCCUUUACAACCCUCCGAACUAUUGGGAAACGAGCCCAUCCUCUAAUAUCGGUCAACUACUUUGGAGUCAUUUCCACGUUUAUUGCCCUGACCAUGCUUAUUCUCGGACCUGUUCUUGAUAUCCAGCAACCAGGUCUGCGAUGGGUUACUCCGACCACUAUCAAGCAAUGGGCACUCCUCCUUCCACUGGGUAUCCUGGGGUUCAUAAUGCAAUACCUCUUAACAUCAGGCCUUGGAGCAGACAAGUCAAACCGCGCCAACUCCAUGGUUUACACGCACAUGCUUUUCGCUGCAAGCUUCGACCGUUGGGUUUUUGGGCAUCGAAUGGGGCUUAUGAGUGGCGCUGGAUGUACUCUAAUCCUUGGAAGUGCGAUUGGAGUCGUUAUGCUCAAAAAGUCUCCGCCUCAAAAAGUGCCCUCAGAGGACGUUGAGAGGCAUGGGAAUCUAGAGGGCGAGUUAGAAGGAUCUCCUAUGCUUGUGGCAGACUCGGGGGCGCCAGAAGAAUUUAGGCUCUCAAGGUAG
Molecule: messenger RNA, 1380 nt
Organism: Fusarium coffeatum
Lineage: Eukaryota; Fungi; Ascomycota; Sordariomycetes; Hypocreales; Nectriaceae
Exons: 1
Coding region: 1-1380 (459 amino acids)
Cellular component (GO): membrane
Source: RefSeq, a predicted model, not a curated record